Messenger RNA from Sorex fumeus (smoky shrew), 1380 nucleotides. Its product is annotated as tripartite motif-containing protein 60-like. Lineage: Eukaryota; Metazoa; Chordata; Mammalia; Eulipotyphla; Soricidae. Gene Ontology annotation, molecular function: zinc ion binding; protein binding. The transcript has a single exon. The record is from RefSeq and is a predicted model, not a curated record. Bases 1 to 1380 code for a protein of 459 amino acids.
AUGGCCUUUGCAGCCUCCUUAACUGAGCUCCAAGAGGAAGCCAGCUGCCCUCUCUGUCUGGAUUACCUGAGAGACCCAGUAACCCUUGACUGUGGGCACAACUUCUGUUACUCCUGUAUCGACCGUCAAUGGGAAGAUCUAGAGGAUAUCUUCCCCUGUCCUGUUUGCCUCCACCACUGCCCUGACAGAAACUUCAGGAAGAACCACCAAUUGUGUCAUCUCACUGAUGUCGUUAAGCAGAUUCCUAUCAGAAGGACUAAGUGGAAACUUCAGAAAGCAGACUUUCUGUGUGAGACACACAGUGAGGUGUUGGACCUGUUCUGUGAGGAGGACUUGGAGCUGUUGUGCCCCAAGUGCAGGGUCUCCUCUGAUCACCAGGAUCAUCUCCUCAUACCCACUGAGGAAGCUCUCAUUAGUCAAAGGAAGAAGCUCAAAAGGUAUAUGAAGGUUUUGAAGAAGCGUAUUGAAGAUGCUGAAGUGACUCAUAUUAUGCAACAUUCUAACAUGCUUGAAGUGAAAGAGAAAAUGGAAAAUUGGAAGAUGGAAUUACAACCUGAAUUUGAAGGCAUUAAAUAUUUCCUGAACAAAGAGCAAGUUUCAAUAAAUACCAGUUUGCUUUUGGAAGAGAAAGAUAUGGAGAAAAAACUAAACAAACAAAAACUCCAAGUUACAAAGUAUAUAUCCACCCUUAAAAAUCUGUUGAGUGAAAUAACAAAGACAUUUUUGCAGACUGACAUGGAUUUACUAAAAAGAGUUCGAAAUCUUCAUGAUGAGUAUGGAAAGCUCUCAGCUCCAGGAAUCUGCCCACAUGAAUUCAGGAAAGAGAGUUGCACUCUCCCUCCACAUUAUUUUGGCCUUCAAAAUAUGAUCAGCAAAUUUCAGGUAGAUUUGGCACUUGAUCCUAAAACUGCCCAUCCAAGUCUUACUGUAUCAGAAGAUAGAAGAAGUGUGAAACUGGGAACAAGUAUACCAUCUCUGCUUGAUAAUCCAGGAAAACAUAUUGCUUACCCAGCUGUGCUCAGCUGUCAGUCUUUUGAGGGUGGCAGGCAUUUUUGGCAGGUAGAAAUCAGAGGACCAGGUCAAUGGGCCAUAGGAGUGUGUACAGAAUCUAUGUUCAGAAAUCAUCUGAUAUUCCCAACCCCCCAGACCAGUAUUUGGUCAUUUCAGUACUGUGGGGCGAUCUCAAAUACACAAGAACUACAAAUUUUAAGAUUGGGUAUGUUUCUUGAUUAUGAAUUGGGAGAAUAUUCAGUCUAUGAUUUGUCUGAUAGGGCAUGCAUAUAUAAAUACACUACUGUAUUCACCGAAAAACUGACACCAUUUUUUGCUAUUAGACAUUCUUCAAAACGACUUUCCAUCAAUUUGACAACAGAGGAAUGA